Penicillium soppii is the source of this 1542-nucleotide messenger RNA. RefSeq lists its product as uncharacterized. Gene Ontology annotation, molecular function: metal ion binding. The transcript has 4 exons. The record is from RefSeq and is a predicted model, not a curated record. NCBI's taxonomy places the organism in Eukaryota, Fungi, Ascomycota, Eurotiomycetes, Eurotiales, Aspergillaceae. The coding region runs from base 1 to 1542 and encodes 513 amino acids.
AUGGCGGCUCCCAACCGCCCUCAGUUCUUCUGCACUCGCCCUGAUGGCACCCUGACCCCUCUCCUUGCUGCUGAUGACCUCCCUCUUGGUCUCACCGUCCAGGGUCUGCCUCGUGUUUUGGACGCCGGUGAGACUCAAGGUAUGAUCAGUUGUGGAGUGGCUGCUCCUCGCUCUGAGCCAUGGACCAUCGAAGGUGUUGCUCAUGUCUUCCCCCAUGACCUUGGAAAAGAGAGUCACGGUGAUCUUCAGCAUAUCAUGGUUCAAAUCAUCCACGACCACCAAGUGCCUCCUCACAUUCGUCUGGCUGUCCAGGCAAUUUUAUAUCGUGCUAUUGACUUCCCUGCCGGACUGCCUGGUGAGGAUUCCUCCAACAGCACUGUUAUGUCUCCUUUGGGUCCAAAUUUCAUGAUGAACCCCCAUGUGGGCAAAAAUGGGUUCAACAGUAAGAAGGAGUAUUGCUCUUACUGGAUCCGCCAUGGCGAGUGUGACUAUGCCCAGCAAGGCUGCCUCUACAAGCAUGAGAUGCCCCUUGAUGCUGCCAUGCUUGAAAAGCUUGGCCUGCGUGACAUCCCCCGUUGGUACCGCGAAAAGCACAACGUUCCCAGCCUCCUCUACCAGAGCUCGAACAACCGCCAGCAGCUGAAUUUUACCGAUCAGCCUCAGAUGCGUGCUCUUACCAAUUCAUCCCCCGAUGUCAAUGGAAGCACCGAUGGAAAGGCUUCUACUGUCACCGGCCCGGCAAACCACAGCAGCAACGGCGGAUUCAAUAGCCAUAACCGUGGCGGUAACCGUAAUGGAAACUUCACUGGUCAGUUUGCAGGUCACGGCUGGAAGGGCGGUCGCAAUGUCCGCAAUCGCAAUGUCAGCUCUUCCCCCCAGACCAAAAGCACUGUCAGCGAGCGCAGCACCGAGCUCUCCCCGCGCGCAACGCGCUUCGAUGUCAGUCAGCUUGGCGGGUACCUUCCCACUGAUGUCGGUAUGACCACUGCCGCAACUGCUGCUCAUGUUACGACUGCAGCCCCAGUCUUUUCCGUGGUCCCAAUGGUCCCCAACAUGUCCCUGUUGGACGAUAGUAAUGCUCGUAACCGUACUCUGGCUUUCCGCGCCAAUGAACUGGCCCGCAUUGAUGAAACUGGCUUUGACAAGAUAAGCCACAAACCCUCUGAGCCCCAGAUUGGCCAGUCGGAUACUCGCCAUAUGUACGCUCACACCUCAAACCCCUCUUCCGACGGUGGCGUCAUGCUCCCAAAGGAGAUCACUCAGCCAUACGCCCCCAAUUUCGAUGGCGGAAGCCAGAGCACCGAGUCCACUCGCAAGCUUUACGGGGCCUUGAACACUCCUAGCACCGCUAACGCCGCAUGUGGUUCUUCCCCUGCUGCGUUGAGCAAUCUCGUUGCUACUCAGAACGUGCCUCUCGGCGCGAUGGACACUCGCGUCACCUGGGGACCCAUUGGAGGCCCGAUCAUGAAGAGUGCCAGUCCCCCCACUGAUCCCCGCGCUGUCAUUUUCGGUCAGUACCCCGUCAAGACCUCCUCCCACUAA